Messenger RNA from Pecten maximus, 4041 nucleotides. RefSeq lists its product as uncharacterized. Lineage: Eukaryota; Metazoa; Mollusca; Bivalvia; Pectinida; Pectinidae. The transcript has 11 exons. The coding region runs from base 815 to 1696 and encodes 293 amino acids. The record is from RefSeq and is a predicted model, not a curated record.
UUUACAAAGAUAUAAAUAGAUUGAAAACGAACAGUGUGAAGCUGGUACAUUUCAAAGGAUACUCCGUUAUUAUUUCACAUUGUUCUAUCUACAAAUGCAACGAUCUAACCGAACACUGGUGGGCGACUAGUCUCAAAAUGGAGGAGUUUAGAAAACUUGGUGUUAUGGACUUUGAUGAGCCUAUGGAUUCUCCAAAUACAUAUAAAAACGAUUUGUCCUUACCACUAAGCACCUCGUCGUUAGAAUCGGGGUACAGCAGUUUUAGCCAAUCAACAUCUAGUCAGUCUUCAUUUGACAAUUCAGCUGAAUUUGAUUCGUUGUCGUUGGAGGGACAAUCUUCACAAAAUGAUAGCACUAAAGAUGGCAGGUCAUUACAUCGUGAUAACCUACAGAGCAAUAAGAAAAGGAGUGAUAGCAAUGAUAGUGAUGACAAUAUUACAACGCAGAGUUACGGAACUGGGGAGGGAAACAGCUGUGGAAGAAAACAGCCAAAUGGAACAGAAAGCAUGGAAUACAGUGGAUCUGGAGAUGUACAAUCUGAGCGUGGUAUUACGCCCAAAUUAAUGGUGAAAGGACCGAUUCAGGAAUGCUAUGGCGAGGGAAAUGCACCUCGGAAUAUACACAGAAUUGACAGCUGUGAUAUAAUUGAAGAGAAAUGUAUUUCAAUAGAUGAAACUGAUCGAUCAAUCUGUGUAAGAGAAAUUGGAUUUAGUGGUUAUGCACAGAUCAGUCGAAACACCACACAAGAAGGAUGCACAAUGUCUAUGCCACGUUGUAACUGUAGGCAUCAAAUUCUAAUGCAUCCAAACUGGAGAUGGGCAAAUCAGACUGGGUUCUGCUCGAGUCUCAGAUCGAUGGUCAUUAUAUAGCUCGGUCUUCUCCAGGAUUUAGACAACGUUUUCAACUCACGUCACGAGACCGCUUGAUAAGCGUCAACGAAGAAGACAUAUGCCAUCUCAGUCAUAAUGACGUAGUCCGAAGGAUGUGUGACGUCAUACGGAUGGAAUGCAAACAGUCGUUGGCAAUAGAGCGACAUCGUCAUACCGAAGACGAAGAGUACAUCGAGAUUAUGAGACUCGACAUAUCCCUGGAAUUUCUUGACGAGGAUGGUGGGGAUACCAUGGUAAAUUUUACUGCCAGAUUGCUGCGGAAGAUCACUCGACAUUUCCGUGUAAUCUAUAACCUAGAGUGGAAAAAUAAGUUGAAAUGUUGGAUAUCUCAUUUCUCCGAAGGAAAGCAAAAGUACCUUUGCUCGAGGGAUGAUUCCGACGAAUUAACUCUGGCACACUUACCAAACAUCGAAGAUCCAAGAUUUCAAUUCUCUCGCGAUACAUAUCACGGUUUUAGAAGAGACGGCUGUGAUAAUAAAGGGCUGUAUUUAGUUACGCUCAUGUGCAAAGCAACGGACGGAUAUAUCUCGGUUGGAACAUCAGGUGGUGUCAAAUUAAAGAGAUACGUAAAUGACACAAAAGGUAUGACUUCAGUAUCGCAUCCUCUUCCCCAAAUGUUCAUCUGCCGAAUGUACAAGGACGGGAAAUACAAUCUGGAGUCUCUAAAUCACGAAGGUUGCUUAUUGCGGUGGAGCACAAGAAAGAAAAUGAUAGAAAUAAAGGAAGUUGAUGAUGAUGAGUACAAUGGGAGAAAUCGACCUGAGUUCCUGUUUUCAAUAUACACAGACGCCUCUAAAGUAGUUUGAUAACCUGAAUUUGUCUUAUUGCCAUAAGUACACAUCUGACAGUACACUUCUUCACAAUAAAUCUUUGGCAUUUUCUACCGAGUGGUUAAAAUGGAAUUUUCUUUACCGAGAUCUGGAGUUUAUAUGUGAAGUGAAACAACUGACAGGGUAAAAUUUCCUCUCUAAGAAUGCCAUUCGUUCUUUGCCGAGAUCUGGAGUUGAUAUGUGAAGUGAAACAACUUACGGGGUAAAAUUUCCCCUGUAAGAAUGCCAUUCGUUCUUUACCGAGAUCUGGAGUUGACAUGUGAAGUUAAACAACUUAUGGGGUAACAUUUCCCCUGUAAGUAGGUAAUUAUUUCCGGAUGAUACUCUUUCUGUUUUUGUAGCUAUGUAAACAAGUUCGUAAAGUUUGAUGUCAGAUUAAUGAAUUCUCACCAAAUGUUAAUGGUAAUGGAACUACAAAAUUGUCUAUACAGUUUGCUCUUGGAAAUGGAAGAGUGUUUUGUUGUGUACAAUUUGUUGUCGAUCUCACGGACUCAGAACUACUUCAUGUCGCAUUUACUGUCACAUUUAUAAUUAUAUUUGCAUAUUGAAUUAAAUACUUGUUUAAAUAUAUAUUGUUUUUAGCCGUGUGUUAAAAGUGUUAAAAUUGGUGUAAUGUUACUGAUAUUUAUUGUCCAUAUCCUCUGGUUGUUUACGUGAUAAUUGUAUUAUUUUGUGUUUGCCAUUAGAUCACUCUGGCGUGGUCAUUUCCCUAUUUAGAGUGUGACCAUGUAGUAGAAAAUGUCAUUUUUCUUCAAACGCUUUCCGACAUGUUCUUUAUUGCCUGAGCUUUAAUAUAGAUUUUACCCAUAACACUGAAUGACUGGACCAAAGAGAGAUAUUUUGAAAUAUACUGUACAUAUUGUACUACCAGAUCAUCAUUACCACUGACACGAUCACCUACAAAAUAAACUGUACAUAUUGUACCACCAGAUCAUCAUUACCACCGACACGAUCACCUACAAAAUAAACUGGACAUAUUGUACUACCAGAUCAUCAUUACCACUGACACGAUCACCUACAAAAUAAACUGUACAUAUUGUACUACCAGAUCAUCAUUACAGCUGACAUGAUCACCUACAAAAUAAACUGUUCAUAUUGUACUACCAGAUCAUUAUUACAACAGACAUGAUCACCUACAAAAUAAACUGUACGUUACCUUGCAAAAGAAGUCUCUUCCCCUUCAGGAAUGCUUGGUUAUCUAAUUUUUGCUACUUUUUCAUGGGUAUGCGUGUAAUUUUUGUUACGUCGCCAAUUAGCUUACCACUAUGCUAUCAUGCCAGGUAAAAGGCUUGUUGACUAAGCAACUGGAAAACGAAUGAUAUUUCGUCCGAUUUACAUGAAAUUCGGUCAAGAUGUGUAGAUUACAAAAAUACAUACUGACGUCGUCAUAGAUAUACAUUUUUUGACGUUAUGAAGUAAAGUUGAUCGGAAGUAAACAACAACUAAAUAACCAAGGAGUCAAUUGACCAAAGUUCAAGGUCACUGGGUCGAAAUGCAAGACCAGACAAUGUUCUAGUUUGUUUUGUAGCUCGUAAGAUAAAAUGUCUGGGAACUGCAUUACAAACUGUCCACCAGAUUUGUCGCCAUUCUGAUUUUUAUUUUGUUUAUACGUAGGUGAUUUUCACAGAGUUGACAUUUCAAAUAAGACACAUAACAUUCAAACUUCAUAUUUAAUCAUAAAUAAUUCAGAACGCAUUUAUUACUGAAUAGUUCGAAUGUUUUCUCGUUCAAACUAAUUCAAGUAUCUGUAAUCAGAAAGCAUUGAUGACCACUUUUCGAAAGUUUGAGCUUCUUUUUAAAACAUCAACCGUGAAUAAAUAAUUCAUUUUAUCCCGAAGUAAUUGUUAUUAAUAAGACAUAUGUCUAUACCAUGGUUGCUAUUUUUAUGCAUUUUUUUGUGGCAAGCAGUGAUAUUUGUUGUCAAUUUUAACAUCAGAUUUUUUAAUCGAAAAACAAAAAAGCUUCUUCGAACUAAGUGUACCUGUUCAAUCUCAAAAUGAAAGUGCAGAGCUUAGCUGACGAAGACUUAUCACUUUUAGGAAUAAGUCUGAAGUCCAGGUAUUGUGUAUUUACUAGUUCUUUUUAAACUGGUACCUAGUCAAAGAAGAACAGUAUUUUAGCAAUAUGUCAAUUUUAAAAUUAUAUUAUUUUUCUAUCAAUUGUUUCGCAUUUGUUAAAAUCAUGCAAUGUUUUUUUAUGUGUAUUUUUGGAAUCAGCUGUGAUAGGUAAGCAAAUUACUCAAAUGAGUAGGUAUUGCUUCUAUUUGAAAUGUCUAUUUGUAGAAUUUUGUUGUGUGCAUUAAAUGAAAUAUCAAAAAAAUA